This is a messenger RNA of Venturia canescens, 1871 nucleotides long. RefSeq names its product pyrroline-5-carboxylate reductase 2-like. Gene Ontology annotation, molecular function: pyrroline-5-carboxylate reductase activity. The record is from RefSeq and is a predicted model, not a curated record. Bases 428 to 1375 code for a protein of 315 amino acids. The transcript has 8 exons. Gene Ontology annotation, biological process: L-proline biosynthetic process. NCBI's taxonomy places the organism in Eukaryota, Metazoa, Arthropoda, Insecta, Hymenoptera, Ichneumonidae.
GUAGAACCGCCGCUAUAUAAAUAAGAAGAAAAAAUCUACGAUCUUCUGUGGACCACACUCAACAAAGCAGACACGUGACAAACGAAAUAUCCGUCAUCAGUGGAAAGAUUCCAUCGGAGCACUACGCGUGUCGAGAACCUUCAACGUGAUUCUGCACCCUCAUCGGUCACGUAUGGGUCAUGUUCAUCGACCGACCAUUCGAUCGCCAAUAGAGAAUCAUCAAGCUGAAGAAAGUCCUGACAAAAAGACGAGGAGCCAUUGCCACAAUCAAUUGCCGCAACUCCAACGCCGAUUCCGACGAAUUUUAUUCUUCGUUCCCAUACCCUCGGUCAGCUGAGCCAAACCGCGAGCAUUUGGACCUGAGAUUUUUCUCCCCGUCUUGAGGAAUAUCGAUCGGGUGAAACCGCGUCGAUAAGAAGAUACAAAGAUGACGGUUGGACUUAGAACUGUGGGGUUAAUGAAGAUAACCCGGAGCCUCCGGCGUCGUCUUAAUGAGAGAAUGGUUAGCGACGAUUUACUUGCCGAUGGGCAGGAAAAAGUCCGGCGAAUUCCCCUCGACGUCGAUACCAACAUGUUGAAAAUUGGAUUCCUGGGGGGUGGAAAAAUGGCCCAAGCCCUUGCGAAGGGCUUCAUCGCUGCCGGACUGAGCAAGGGUGAAAUGAUCCUGGCCAGUUGCCUACCGAGUGAUAAGGGUAGCAUCGAUGCCUUCGGGGAAAUGGGCUCAAAUACCGUUUUUGCCAGUGAGCCAGUCGUCGAUCACUCCGAUGUCGUAAUUAUUUCUGUCAAACCUCAGGUCGUACCGAAAAUAUUGCCUGAGGUGAAGGAUCCAUCGAAACUUGUACUUUCCAUUGCUAUGGGAAUAUCUUUAGAAACUCUCGAAAAGGGACUUCCGGAAGGAACGCCGGUAGUCAGAGUAAUGCCGAAUACGCCGGCUCUGGUGGGACAAGGGGCGACAGUUUUUGCUCGUGGUAAAAACGCGGGGGACAAAGAAGCAGAAGUGACGGAAAAACUGUUCUCAGCUGUUGGACUUUGUGAGGAAGUUGACGAGAACGUGAUCGACCCGGUCACAGCACUCGCUGGCUCCGGCCCGGCUUAUGUUUAUAUGAUGAUAGAAGCGCUUGGUGACGGUGGCGUAAAGAUGGGACUUCCGAGACAGCUCGCUUACAAACUGGCAGCUCAGACGGUUUUAGGAGCUGGCAGCAUGGUUCGAGAGACCGGUACUCAUCCGGCGCAGCUAAAAGACGACGUAGCGUCACCAGCCGGCUCAACAAUCACAGCGAUACAUCAUCUGGAGAAGCACGGAUUUAGGUCGAGCGUUAUCGGUGCAAUUGAAGCUGCGACGUUACGCUGUCGCGAAUUCAGUAAGAAAAGUUGAACGGAAAGUCGACUCUGAAGCAGCUAAUCCUUGACUCAAUGUAGUUUUUAAAUUUCUAUUUCAUUUUACAUUCGUAGUCAAAAAAAUAAUGUAAUUGUCAGUUUUUCAUCGAUUCAAAACUCAUAAUUGAUCGGCUAUAAAAUGGUAUUGCAGUUGAGAAUUUCUGUUGAAGACAGAAACAAUUUCUUGGACCAACAUGAAAUUCGAUACCAAUGAAUGACGUGAAAAAUUUGUGUCGAAUGCAUUUUCAUUUGGAACACAGAACGUCUACUGCAGAAUCAAAAUUUUAAGUUUUUUUUUAUAAUGAAACUGUUCAGUGCUAAAAACCUUGAGAUCAUUGAACCUAUAAAUAUUAAUUUGUCUCUAAUGAAAACUGGGAGCAGCCGAAUGAAAACUAUGCACUGUGAGCGUUACGAAUAGUCAACCUUCGAAAUGGUGGUAUGAGAUAAAAGUUAAAAAAAAAACUAAAAAACAUUGUAUCGUCGUAUACGAAUAA